Molecule: messenger RNA, 6175 nt
Organism: Malaclemys terrapin pileata
Lineage: Eukaryota; Metazoa; Chordata; Testudines; Emydidae
Gene: PDZD8
Product: PDZ domain containing 8
Exons: 5
Coding region: 256-3723 (1155 amino acids)
Biological process (GO): mitochondrial calcium ion homeostasis
Cellular component (GO): mitochondria-associated endoplasmic reticulum membrane contact site
Molecular function (GO): protein binding; lipid binding
Source: RefSeq, a predicted model, not a curated record
UUCUCCGCCCUGCUGGGGGCGGGAGGUGAGACCCGGAUGAGGCAGCAGCUGGCUGCUGCUGUGUGAGGCGGCGCGGACCGCGGAGGAGCCGCGCGGGUGUCUCGGGCGGACUAAGGCGGAGGCUGCGCCUCCCCCGCCCCGUUCCCAGCCCCUCCGCACCUGCCCCAGCUCCAUGCCCACAAGAUGGAGGCGGCGGCGCUGGUGUGAGGGGGGAGCCCGUGCCCAGGUGCGCGCCUGGCGGGCGUCGAGGCGGAGAUGCUGCUGGUCUAUGUGAUCCUGAUCUCGGCUCUGGCCGGUUCCUGCAUCACGCUGCUGCUCCAGCUGCUGCUGCUCUACAGGAGGAAGCCGGAGCCCCCCGGGGUGGCCAGAGCCCCCGGCGGCCUCUUCUUCGCCAGGGUCCUGCCUGACCUCAGCCUCAGGGACUAUUUCCACGGCUCAGACCCGGCGGGCAGCCAUCAGCCCCAGGAGCCUGCCCCCGCCGCCGCCUCCGCUGCUACCCCCUCCCCGGGCGCCGCCAAGCCCCAGGCUGAGCCCGGCGCCAAGCAGCAGCAGCAAGAGCCCCCUGCGCCCCCUUCCUCCCGAGAGGAGACCUGCUACUUCCUCAAUGCCAUCUGCCUCUUCCUCUUCAGGGAACUCAGGGACACCUCCCUGGUCAGGCACUGGGUCACCAAGAAGAUCAAGGUGGAGUUCGAGGAACUGCUGCAGACCAAGAUGACGGGCAAGGUGCUGGAGGGGCUCAGCCUCAGGGAUGUGUCGCUGGGCGACGUGGUGCCCAUCUUCAAAUCCAUCAAGCUCAUCCGGCCAGUGAUCUGCAGUGAUGAGGGCUGCCCCGAGGAACUGGGCUUCGAGGUGGACCUGGAGUAUAAUGGUGGCUUCCACCUAGCCAUCGAUGCGGACCUGGUCUUUGGCAAGUCGGCGUACCUCUUCGUCAAGAUCUCCCGGGUGAUGGGGAAGCUGAGACUGGUCUUUACCCGCUUGCCCUUCACGCACUGGUCCUUUUCUUUCAUGGAUGAUCCUGUGAUAGGCUUUGAGGUGAAAUCCCAGUUUGAGGGGAGGCCCAUGCCCCAGCUCACUUCUAUCAUCGUCAACCAGUUCAAGAAGGUCAUCAAGCGCAAGCACACCUUACCCAAUUAUAAAAUCAGGUUCAAGCCAUUUUUUCCAUUUCAAGUUAUGUCACCUGAGGAAUAUGAAGAUCGGGAUCUCAACAUACAAGAUUUUCCAUUGACAGAAGGCCGACUUAAAAUUACCUUAAUAGAAUGUACAAGAUUACUGAUUUUUGGAUCCUAUGAAAGAGAAACGAAUGUUCAUUGCACGUUUGAGCUGAGCAGUAAUGUCUGGGAAGAAAAAUCUCGGAGUUCCAUUAAAACGGCAGAACUAAUUAAAGGGAAUUUACAAAGUGUUGGACUCACUCUCCGUCUAGUGCCAUCUAAGGAAGAGGAUGGAGGACAUGUUGUUGUUGAAACUGUUACACCAAACUCCCCUGCUGCAGCUGCUGAUCUUCAACGGGGAGAUAGACUUAUAGCAAUUGGAGGAGUUAAAAUCACAUCGACUGUUCAAGUGCUAAAGCUUAUCAAGCAGGCUGGCGACAGAGUUUUAGUGUUCUAUGAAAGGCCCGUUGGUUAUAAUCAGCAUGGUGCAGCACUGCAGGAUGGUUUUGGACAGUUAGAAGACCCUGCUUUUCUGGCACACCCAGAAGAGGAACAAACUUGUGUUUCAGCAGAUGCUGAUAACAAAGAACUGGAUUCAGAAUUUGAAGAUUUAGCUUGUGAGAUAAAGUCACCUGAGCUCAAAGAAGAGAUGCCAACAACUCAGAGUCCCAAACGUUCUGUAGUAACAUUUGCUACUAAACCACUUGGAACAAUAUCUCCAAUUCUAAAUCGCAAGCUGCAUUUAGGAAAUUAUCAGACAAAUUUAAAAACACAACCAAAAGAUGGAGUCAAACUGGUAGUACCCAAAAAUUCCGAGGACACAUCACAACAAUCAGUUAGACCACCUCAGGGGAGCAGUACUAAACCUCCUGUACCACCUAGGCCACAAAUUAAACUUACUUUGCCUUCUAGUGAAACUCAAAAUCUGUUAGAAACAGGAGACAUAUCUUCUGAAAAACCAGAGAGGCCUCCUCCACCUGCAAACAAUGGAGAUAAAUGCACAGAAAAGGUAACAAAAAAUAAUGAUCAAUUGGAAGACCCAGCGAUAUCAAAACCAACAGUAACAAAACCAGAAAUAGUAAAAGAUACAAUUUCAGAAAAUUCACGUAGUUCUAAGGAAAGUGAUGACCAUCACACAUGGGAAUCACCAGAAAUUCCUUAUCGCAAUCGACAAGGUCGAUGGGCAAGGAUAAGGGCAUCCUCCUGUAUAUUUGAAGUGGAAGGAUACCAUAAGUACCUUAAUGUUGCACUUUGGUGCAGAGACCCUUUCAAAAUGGGUGGUCUUAUCUGUUUAGGACACAUAAGUAUAAAACUUGAAGAAAUUGCUUUAGAUUGUAUAGCUACAUCAUCCAUGGAAUACCUUAGAACACUUAGAUUAAAUGCUCCUGCGCCUAAAGCAGCAGUCACUAGAACUGCUUUGCGCAAUUUGACAGUGCAUAAGGGAUUCAAUGAAAAGUUUUGCUAUGGCGAUAUAACUUUACACUUUAAAUAUCUAAAAGAAGGGGAACCAGAAGACUCAAGUUUUCUGCUGGAGAAAGAAAAGGAAUAUAAUUUGGUAGAAGAAGUUCAUGCACUUCAGAAAGAAGAUCCUUAUCUGGGACAAAUGAUUUUUACGGAAAACAAGCAUAAUUUUCAAGAUACUCAGUUCCAGAAUCCAACCUGGUGUGACUAUUGCAAAAAGAAGGUUUGGACUAAAGCAGCUUCUCAGUGCAUGCUCUGUGCUUAUGUUUGUCAUAAAAAAUGUCAAGAAAAAUGUCUAACUGAGACCCCAUUUUGUGUAGGAGCUGAAAGGAGACUUGACCGAAUUAUGGGAAGUUAUAGGAUAGAUGGGCAGGAAGGUCCUCAAGCUGUAUCCUCUCGUGUUGAUUCAGAAUCUAAAUCUGUGAACAAAACCACAGGUUUAACAAGACAUAUCAUCAACACAAGUACCCGUUUGUUAAAUCUUCGUCAAGUCCCUAAAGCUCGCCUUGUUGAGCCAGGGAUGGACGUUGUAGAACCUUCACCAAAGCACACUCCAAACACUUCAGAUAAUGAAAGCAGUGACACUGAAAUUUGCAGUCCAAAUAGUCCCUCAAAACGUGCAGUUAGCACAGGGAUAAAGUUAGCAAAAAAGGAGGGAGGACUAGAUGACAAUGUCUUCGUUGCAGUAAAAGAAAUUGGCCGCGAUCUCUAUAAAAGCUUGCCUACAGAGGAAAGGUUCCAGAAAUUAGAGUUCAUGUUGGAUAAACUGCAGAAUGAAAUAGACCAAGAAUUGGAAAAUAAUAAUUCACUCAUUCGAGAAGAAAAAGAGACAGGUGAUGCAAGGAAAAAAGCACUAAUUUCUGCUGCAUUGGCUAAAUCAGGUGAAAGACUGCAAGCCCUUACACUGCUUACGAUCCACUACAGAGCAGGCAUUGAGGAUAUAGAAUCUUUGGAAAAUGCACCUUUAGACCAGCAAUCCAGAAAAAUGACUAAAUAUGCAGAAGACACUAGCACUACAGAAGAAAUGGAUCAUGAAGAUGUCAGUGUGACGGAGGCUCCAACAUUCAACAGCAUAUCGGAAGAACCGCUUGACACUCCUCACUCAGUAGACUGAUAGUUGCGUAUUUGGCUUUCGGAAGAAUGGAUUGAAAAGAAUACUUUGCACUUAAUAAAAAAAAAUCAGAUAAGUCAAAAUUUAAUUAAACACUGGUACAAUGUACAUGACCUGCUUCACCACAGUUAUUUGCCUGUGUAAGAGUAAGGUUAGUAGAGGUAUUUUUCCAGCUACAGUACCACCAUUUUGUUAAACAGGCUGGUUCAGAUUGUGUUAAAACUACAUUUUUGGGUUUAUACUGGGAGUUUAUUUUUAAUAAUUUAUUUUUAACUUUUUUCUAAUUAUGUAAGCUAACAUUUCAUGUUAAUGUAUAUGUGGUGUCCUUUGUGUAUUAUUGACCUUUUUUUGUUUUUGAAUUAGUGAUUUGAACAGGAAAUUUUUGAACAGGAUUUUUGAAAUGUUUGAUUUCCAUUAGAUGACGAAAACAUUGUGAGCUUGCUGCAUGCCUAAACUGAUGACAACACAGCAGUCAUUGAGGGACCAGGUUUUGAAAUUUUGAUCAUGUUGCAUUGAUUUAUGUCUUCUAAAUAGUUGUAUAUUUUUUGCCAAAUGUAUCAUGACAACACUGUGGCUUUUAUUUUGUCUGUUAUAACAACUGUCCAGUAAAGGUAUUAUUGCAUAUCAAGUUGCUUGCUUUCUAUACUUUCGUUAAACACAGGUAACUUUUCAAAAGUUGUGGCUAAUCUGAAAUAUAGUAAUGCUGUACCAAACAAAAUAUUUCCUCCUUAGACCUUUGGGAUAUUAAACUCUGUUUGAAUAUAAUACAUAAUUAUGUACCAAUAUUGUUUAGUAAUUUUAUUGGAGUAUUCCAGCAAAAGUAGCAAUAUUAUUUUUAUUAAGAUAAAAAUAGCUGGCAGCCUUAUAGAAUAUAAUCACAUUUUUAAAUGUUGUAACAUUUUAACCUAUUAAAGGAAAAUGGCAGUUCUAAAAUGUGGAUUUUUAGAAUUAGCAUUACCACUCUCCUUGCAAAGGCAUCCAAGGAUGUUUAAGAUUUCAAAAGGUUUAAGAUUUAUUUUGCACUCACAGUGCAAAAUAAAUUUCAUAUUUAAACAGAAUCACUAUAUGCUACGUGUCUCAACACUUCUGGUGUCACCAUGAAUUACAGAACUGCAUUCAGCCACUCAAACAGAAGAAACAGUUUGAGCAAAAAGACCACCUUAUUCAGCAAAGUAUAACAUCUUUGCAUUGGAUCAAAACAAAUAAGUCCAGUUGAGGUGAGGAGGAAUUUUGGCCAGCACUUUUUGAAAAGAACCAUCUGGUCUUGUGCUGUGUGUAAGUUUUGGAUCCUAGCAUCGUCUGGCUAAGUAUGAUAUUCCUAUUGAUUUAUUAUAAAUGUGUCUUGAGGUUUCAUCUUGUAUAUGUAGAUAGACCAUAUAUUGUUUUCAUCUUUAUUUUAGGUACUGUAUUGUAUCAUGGAUUGUAGCAAAUAGGCCUUUGUGCAACAACAGUGACGCUAAUACAGUUAAAUUGUUUGUUUUUUUGUUUUUUAAUGAUUUUAAUUGGCAGGCAGGCACUAACAUAGUAUUCUGUUCAAUUUGUCUCUCAAUUUAUUUUGUGAUGGACAAAAACAAAAAAAACAAUAGUUUUAGCAGGAAAAACCUAUUUGUACUUUUAAGUAAAACCAAUUACUUGCACUCAUGCAACACCCUUUUUUUGUGAAGCUUUGGGGCACCUGAUGAUUAUUUAGCUGAUGUGUGGAAAACACUAUCCAUGCUCAAAUAGGCAUGUAUUACACUUUUUAAAAUUCUGCUUCAGCAAACAGUCUCACAAAAUAAAAUCCUUUUAAUGACUAAAAUAGUUGUUUAACCCUCUAUUUGAUUAAAAUGUGUAUUAUAUCUUUCACAUUUUAUUUUUGAUUAGCUCACCAUUGGUGGUAAUCUGGACUAAAUCUCCAUCAGUGUUAACUCAUUAUGGAUUACCAUAAGAGCUUUCAAAUAUAUCCAAGUAAAUCAUUAAACUCUGCCAGGCAUGAAGUAGCUGCAGAAAUAACAUAAAUUUGUGUUUUUCACAAAAACACAUUCAAGGUUUUAAAUGAUAUAAUUGUGUAAUACAUUGGAUAUGAAAAGCUGGAUAUAACUUUCUUCAUAUAACACUGCUAAUGAUGAUUGUAAAACAUAAAAAAAUGUAGUGCAAUAUUUUUAAAUAUGUUGAAUGGGGAGGGGAAAUAGUUGUAUUUGAGUCAUAAGGAAAACAUAAAAAUUUUAUCUGGCAUUAAUUACAAUAAACACUGACUCUUGAGGAAAAGCUGUAAUACCACAUUCCUAAUGUAAUCUUUGCUUUCCUGUAAAUAGCUGAAAAUAAAGAAUACCACAGAAAAUGAGAAUAUAUUUGACUUAGUGAUAUGUAGCUAGGUGGCAGCUACACGUAUUUACAGAAACUCUGCCUGAUAUGAUUUUGUUGGCUAUGAUUUUAUCAUGAGAACAAGCUUUAAUAAAAUAGUUUUGCUAAAUUA